Messenger RNA from Corythoichthys intestinalis (scribbled pipefish), 2441 nucleotides. It is a transcript of the gene pgfb, whose product is annotated as placental growth factor b. The coding region runs from base 324 to 809 and encodes 161 amino acids. The transcript has 7 exons. Gene Ontology annotation, biological process: response to hypoxia; induction of positive chemotaxis; positive regulation of angiogenesis. The record is from RefSeq and is a predicted model, not a curated record. Gene Ontology annotation, cellular component: membrane. NCBI's taxonomy places the organism in Eukaryota, Metazoa, Chordata, Actinopteri, Syngnathiformes, Syngnathidae. Gene Ontology annotation, molecular function: vascular endothelial growth factor receptor binding; chemoattractant activity; growth factor activity.
UUUAUGUGGCAGGACUGCAACUUCAAGACAAUUUAAUUAGUUUUUUUUAAAAGAAAAAUUUCAGACUUUUUAAUUAUUUAUCAUCAUUAUUAUCAUCAUUGAUUGUGAUUUGUCUAAACAAAUCACCGUGCGGAUCUACUGCAGAGCCUCUGCAUUUCGGUUUUUAUAACCAUUAUUCAUGUGACACGCAGCAUUUGAGCAACAGCUUUGAGGAACAAUUGCAACUUUUCUCGUCCAGCUGCCAUUUUUGGUUGGCUUGUUUUGCAAUCUCGGAUUGAUUUAAUCUGAUUUUGACGUGGAUCCAUCAUCAUUGGGACCCGAACAUGAAACUGUGCUCGGUCGGCGAGGCCGCUUUGACUCUUUUUCUUCUGUUCGCACCUGCGCAGAGUCUACCCGCGUUGAGCAUAAACAGCACAACUAAUGCAGCGCCAACAGUGUUGAUGUUCCAAGAUGUAUGGGCUCGGAGCUUGUGCCGGACCAUUGAGAAACUUGUGGAGGUGGUGCAGGAGUACCCAUCAGAGGUGGAGCACAUCUACAGCCCCGCCUGCGUGCCUCUGGUUAGGUGUGCGGGCUGCUGCGGAGAUGAAAAGCUUGAGUGCCACCCCACUCUUACCACCAAUGUUACAAUGCAGCUGCUGAAAAUAAGGCCAGCAGAGCUUGGCGAGGAAUAUGUUGAGAUGACUUUUGUGGAGCAUCAGACAUGUGAAUGUAGAGUCAAAAAACCUGUUGGGAAGGUUGAAAGGAAAAGGCAAAGAGGAAAAGGACGGAGGAGAAAGGAGAAGCAAAAAACAAAAGACUGUGACAGGUGAAGACUCAACACUAAGAGGAUGCCAGAUCCCUCGAAGGUAACUGCAGUGGCCAUCCAAAUCCCUGCUGCUGUGUGGCUCGCUCAUGAUUUUCAGCCCAGCGACAGCAUCAAGUCGUCUCUUUUCGCUCUUCUUUCGAGGCUGAGUGUCCAGCAGGAGACUCCAAAGAUGUGGGUUGUUGUGAAGACAUGCCCAUCUAGCGAUGAGCGCAGUGUGAUGACAAAGGUUCAACAGAUAAUGUGCUUUCAUUGGUGGAAAGCCUGCUGUUACUCAGUUGACACAAUGGACACACACCUGGGAGCCAAGUGCAAUGUAGGACCAAACAGACUGAUUACACCAGUUAUGUUAAAUGUUACAUUUCUUUUUGGUAUUUAAAGUUUGUUACUCGUGUUUAUGAUCUAUAUUUAUUGACAGAAAUAAAGCUUAAAAAAAAAAAAAAACAGGCCCGAAAUAUAUGCUUUGUGCAAAGUUGCCUUGACUGAUAACAGAGUGAAAUGUCCCCCUCUUGUGUUUGUUAGAGUAAACACAAUGUUACCUACUUUUGAGAUGCAGAAACCUGUCAUUAAAGUGCGGAGGAUGAACAUUUUACUUAAAGCUCUGAUCUAAAUGACAAAUUUGUUUUCCAAUGAACCAAAGAGAUGUCCCCAAGAUUGUUUUGCAUUAAUAAAUAAACUGUGAUUCAUCAUACUCUAGUUUUUUGUUGUUGUUUUUAUACUCAUAAGUAGGUUCUACAUGUAUGUUAUAUACAUGGGGCAAAUUGAAAACUCCACUCACCAUUUUGGCGGUGCUCUCCGGCGUUUCAUGGUCCACAUUUUCAAUCCUUGGUUCUUGCUCAGUAGUUGUUGUCGCUUUUUAAAGCUUAGGUUUGAAAAAAUUACGUUCAUUCAUCUUGCGUCUGCUGUUCUCAGGUGGUUUUGGCUAAGCAAAGCAAAUGACCGUCUAAGGUGCUAGUCACACGGUCUUUUUGAUAAAUAAUUUUGACCCAUUAUAAAAAUAUUUUUUUGUUUAUUUCAUUCAUUUUUGUUGUUUGCUUUAUUGCUGUACAAAUUUUAUAGACAACAUUUUACCGGCAAAGUCCUAAUUUUAAAUUUAUAUAUAGGAAUGUCAAUUACAUGCAAUGAAACUUUUUGGCCAACAGGGGGGCUAUGUCCCCGCCCCCCCUUAAUCACCACGUAUGGUAGAAUAGCCGAACUUUUUACUCAUGUAAGAGUAGCGUUACUUCUAAAUAAUAUUACUCAGGUAUAAGUAGUCAUGCAAAAAUUUACUCAAGUACUGUAUUGGCCCGAAUAUAAGACGACCCUGAUUAUAAGACGACCCCCUCUUUUUCAAGACUCAAGUUUGAAAAAAGACUUUUGAACACCAAAUUAAUUUUUAUACAGAAAAUAAUUAGAGUACAUCUGAAACAAAUUAUUAUAACAUAUUUGAGAGAAAAAACAUUAUUUUGCUUCAUUCAAAUCUUAAUAUCUGAACAUUUAAAUAUGUAAACUAAAGUGCAAUCACAUUUGUAAAAUAAUGGCUUCUGGUUUUUGAAAUGUAAAUAAACCAAUCUAUUAUGAUAAAACAACAAAAUUGCAAUAACUGCAUUAACCAUCAAAGUGAAGUCUAACUGUAACUGUAGUCUUGAAACAAAUCUGA